Molecule: messenger RNA, 1213 nt
Organism: Parasteatoda tepidariorum (common house spider)
Lineage: Eukaryota; Metazoa; Arthropoda; Arachnida; Araneae; Theridiidae
Product: putative phosphatidate phosphatase
Biological process (GO): phospholipid dephosphorylation; phospholipid metabolic process; signal transduction
Cellular component (GO): plasma membrane
Molecular function (GO): phosphatidate phosphatase activity
Source: RefSeq, a predicted model, not a curated record
UUCAGUUUAGAAACAAUUUGUUUUUUUUAUUUAAGAAAUUUACACUGGAAUUUUUAUUUCUUACUUGCAUCAGUUGGAACCUCAGUUUCUGAAGCGCAACUAUUACUAUCAGUUAACCUAUUUAGAUUAUUGAAAUAAAAGAAAAGUCAUAAAUAAAGUUUGAAUUUAAUUAUAUGCGUGAAGUUUCAAUAGGGAAGAUAAACUAAAGUAAUGGCCAAUCCUGCUGAAGAAAUUGAAGAAAAUGAAGGAGAAGAGAAGAAUGUAGCACUUCCAGUAUUGCUCGAUUGCUUAUUUUUUUUUACUUGUGGUGGUAUAAUACCUGUACUAUGGCGUAAUGUGACACCAGUAAGACGAGGCUUCUUUUGCGACGACGAGGACAUAAUGUAUCCUGCAAAACCAAGCUCCGUUACUACUGGAGUGCUUUGGGGAUUUUGCGUUUCAGCUCCUUUAUCUAUUAUCUGCAUAACAGAAGUGGUUAGAAAAUUUACAGUUAAUGAACCUGAAGGGAAAAAGAUAUUUUUCUUUCGAUUUAAAGUUCCUUACGUGAUUCAGCAAAUCUACAUCUUCGGUGGUGUAUUCCUCUACGGCCUCAUCAUGUCAGAGUUGGCGGCUGCUUUUAUAAAAUAUUUAGUAGGAAGGCUUCGUCCAAACUUUCUAGAUCUUUGUAAACCUAAUUUCAACUGCUCUGCUGUAGAAAAUCCACAUUAUUAUGUUACCAAGUACAAUUGCACCAAUCCUAAGUUGCGGAAUGAGAAUUUCCUUCGAAUGUCUUUUCCAUCUGGUCACUCAGCUCUUGUAAAUUUUGCAAUGCUCUAUACCGUGUUUUAUCUUGCCAAAAAAGUAACGUUCAGCAGAUACAGUGUCUUGGCAAAGCCAUUAUUAUUAGGAAUGUUGCUGAUGCCAUCAGGAUACGUAUCUUUUUCCAGAGUCUCUGAUAACUGGCAUCACUGGGAUGAUAUCUUGGCUGGUUUCUUAAUUGCAUUUUUUAUUUGUAUAUACUGCAUAUUUUGUAUGACUGAUUUGUAUGUUAAGAAAAAACCUGCUCAUCCCAAUAUGGAUAACAUUCGUUAUGUGAUUCCGCAUGUUCAUGAGCAAACACGUAAAACUGCUCCUGUAUAGCUUGUUUAUUGGAUUUGAUGAAUUACCUUAGACCAAAAAAAAUUUCAUUUUUUAAUGUGAAAAAUUCAUUUUUAUACCUUUUUUCAAAAUUUAU